This is a messenger RNA of Oryza brachyantha (malo sina), 1398 nucleotides long. Its product is annotated as transcription initiation factor TFIID subunit 14b. Gene Ontology annotation, biological process: regulation of DNA-templated transcription. The record is from RefSeq and is a predicted model, not a curated record. The transcript has 7 exons. NCBI's taxonomy places the organism in Eukaryota, Viridiplantae, Streptophyta, Magnoliopsida, Poales, Poaceae. The coding region runs from base 32 to 970 and encodes 312 amino acids.
CCACGGUGGCCUGAACCCUCGCCGCGCGCCGAUGCCGCAGGCCUCCUCCUCCUCCUCGCCGGCGCCGGCGCCGGCACCGCCGCAGCCUGCUGCUGCGGAUGCCUCUCCGGCGGCCGUUCGGGAUACCGAGGAGGCGCCGGGAGCGCAGACGGCGGCGCCGGCGCAGCCGGAGGCCGUGCUGACCGCCGCGCAGAAGGCGCUCCGCUCCAAGCCGGCGCGGCCGCCGGAAGACGCCGACAGGAAGAAUAAAAAGCUCAAGGAUGUGGAGAUCAGUUUUCCAAUUGUCUAUGGAACCAUUUCUUUCUGGCUUGGUAAAAAAGCAAGCGAAUACAACUCUCACAAAUGGACCGUGUAUGUCCGUUCUGCAACAAAUGAGGAUCUGAGUGUGAUAGUUAAGCGUGUGGUGUUUCAGCUUCACCCGAGUUUCACUAAUCCGACAAGAGUUGUAGAGCAACCACCUUUUGAAUUGUCUGAAUCUGGAUGGGGAGAAUUUGAAAUAGCAAUAACUCUUUAUUUCCACAGUGACGUAUGUGAAAAGCGCUUGGAUUUGUUUCAUCAACUUAAACUGUAUCCUGAAGAGGACACUGGACCACAAUCAACUAAAAAACCCGUUGUUGUGGAAACAUACGAUGAAAUUGUCUUUCCUGAGCCCACGGAGGCCUUUUUCCAACGAGUUCAAAAUCAUCCAGCUGCUACUGUGCCUAGGUUACCUCCUGGUAUAACCUUGCCUCCUCCAGGCCCUAUGGAACUUGUGCCACAUGAAAAGAAGCGUGGUGACACUAAGGAUCAUCCUUUGAGCCAGUGGUUCUCAAAUUUCUCUGAAGCAGAUGAACUAUUAAAAUUGGCUGCUGCUCGUCAACAGGUGCAAGCUCACAUAGCUAAGCUGAGAAGGCAAUUAAGCAUGAUAGAUGGAAUGCCUCAGCAAUCCAAAGUUGUUUCUGUUCAAAGCCAACAAUUUGGGCACGGCUAAUCUGCAGCAAGCACCGUUGUAAGGAAGAUAACAACUCUCUAACUAGGUGUUGACAAGUGUAUCACUGUAUUUCCAUUGUAGCUGCCUCAGCCCAUGGGCUUGCAAUUAAUGUACUAACCAGCAGUGUAUUGUGCGUAUAUUCUAUGUAUUCUAUGCUUUCAUGCAUCGUAUGGUAACACCUGCUUCUCUGAUUUCCCCCUUCAUUCCAUACUAAAAGGGCUCAUCUAAGCUGUUAAUAUUUGUCCUGUUGAUGGGUGUUCUAGAACAAGUACGUUUGCUUGGUUUAACACCUUUGACACUUCAAAAGUUCAAACAGUGAUGAACAUUGACAUUCUAGGCUCAGGAACGUGCUAUGCUUCUUGAUUCUGUGACGGAGAGCAUCUAUUAACGCGCUUAGCGUGGGUAACAGUUAAAAACUGUGCUGCUGA